AAAAUCUGGGUUCCACAGUAUUCACUUAACUUUUGUUUGUUUAUUUAUUUAAUAUUUUUUUUUCUUUUUUGUAGAACUACAAAGAAAUGGAAGACAAAGUUAGCGCCAUUUUCGGCUCAUUUGAAGGAGAACUGAAAGGCAAAUAUCACCCUCUUACUGGUAUGGACAAAGCAACUCAACAACAAUUAAUCGAUGAUCACUUCCUUUUCAAGGAGGGUGACAGGUUCUUGCAACAUGCCAAUGCUUGCAGAUACUGGCCAACUGGUCGUGGCAUCUACCAUAAUGAUGCCAAGACUUUCUUGGUCUGGUGCAAUGAAGAAGAUCAUCUCCGCAUCAUUUCAAUGCAGAAGGGUGGUGACUUAAAGACCAUCUUCCAGCGAUUGGUCAAUGUAAGUUAUUGGUUCGAUAAAAUCAAAAGUAGUUUAGCUUAGUGGAAAGCAAGUAAC
Molecule: messenger RNA, 446 nt
Organism: Parasteatoda tepidariorum (common house spider)
Lineage: Eukaryota; Metazoa; Arthropoda; Arachnida; Araneae; Theridiidae
Product: arginine kinase
Biological process (GO): phosphocreatine biosynthetic process
Molecular function (GO): creatine kinase activity
Source: RefSeq, a predicted model, not a curated record